Molecule: messenger RNA, 1792 nt
Organism: Orbicella faveolata
Lineage: Eukaryota; Metazoa; Cnidaria; Anthozoa; Scleractinia; Merulinidae
Product: protein MFI-like
Molecular function (GO): protein binding
Source: RefSeq, a predicted model, not a curated record
AAUGCUGAAAAACACAGCAGUUUACUCAACAAAGUGCACCACAACAGCACACGCAAAAUGACACCUACUGUCCAAUUACAAGCAUGAUGCAUACACUGUCCAAUUAAUACUCAAAUCGGGCUGCUGAUAGCCAAUCACGUUCGAGAAUUUUGUUAUAGUUUUGAUUAGUGCUGUAAUCAGAGCAUAAUGAAAUGGCUAUCUAAUAUGAGCUGUCCAAUUAAUUGGAUUCCUGUGAUUGAUUUGACACCUGUGCUACCUGUGUAUAAUUUCGUUACCUACCUCUCUGUCCUAAGAUCUAGGAGGAAUAUGUGAGUGCAUAACAUUUUAACCUUGGGCCACAAGCCAAUAUGAUUUUAGAUAAAUAUACCAGGUUACUUACUGAAUGAUUUUCUUCCUCAAAAUUAAUACAGAACUACAUGUAUUGCUAAUUUGUGUUGAUUUCCUGGACUCUUUUUGUGAUCUAUUACUCAAGCUGGGGUUUGUUUAUGUCCAUACAUGUAUUCCUAAGUAUCCAGACUGUAACUGAUUACUCAUUUUUCUGAGUUUUUGUGAAACUGACUACCAUAAAUUUAUCCCCAAAUUAGUACCUGGGGCCCUUAUCUCAAAUUUAGUAGAAGACGGGGGCGCUAAUGUGAGAGAGGUGCUCAAUUGAAGGGGGGUGCUUAUUUAAUUUUUCCCAAAUCCUGGUCAGAUAUGACUGUUUUUUUGUAAAUGUAUACAUGUGUCAAUCCCACAGAAGUCUCAGAAAGAUCCUGUCUCUCUUUGAAGACUACGUAAUAUAACCCCUUUAGCCGGUCUAGGCCUGCUGCACAAGGUUGGUUGGGCUUUAGGCAGUGAAUCAGCAGAUCUACACUACCAUCCAUUGCAACAGUUGAUUUGCAGUACUUGAAUCAGCCGAUAAUCACUUGCUUGUGAUUUAACAUGACCAAAACUAUACAUCACUUGUUGUCUCAGUACCCUUCCAUAAAACAGGGGAAGGGGAGGGAAGCGCUUUUUCGAGGGGAGUUGCUUAUUUCAAACUUUGGCUGACAGGAGGGGCACUUAUUUGAAGGGGGUGCUUAUUUGAGGGGAGGUGCAAAUUUCAGGAUUUAUGGUAUUCAAGGUUUUGACAAUAGUCUGAACAAAAUAUAUUGUCUAUUUAAAUUGACUGAUUUAGAGAUCUUUACCCACACUUCAACAAGGAAAUUUAUCAUUUUAUUUGGAUAAAUGGAUAUUGUAAAUACCAUUAUGUAUAAUGUCCUUUACAUUAUAAUUUGUAUUGUCAAUCAGAAAACAAUUGAACAAGGGACAAGUGAUCAGGAUGUGAAGAUUGCUGCAGCUAUUGAAAUUCAACGUGUAUGGAGAGGCUAUUACACCAGGUGCAAGCUGUUUGGAAUUCUUCACCCAAGUGCUAGUGUCAUGUCUACAGUCCUUGGCAGCAGAUUCAUUCAAAGUCCAUCAAGGCUUAGUGAUGUAAGGACAGUCACUCCCAUGGUUCCUCACACCACACCGCAGCCUUCAACUUCCAGGAAGGUGAGACUCAAAUCUUUCUCACUGCAGAAGCUUUAUGAGCAUACAUGCACCAAUGAAGGCUCGUGGUAUAAAGAGUAGUCAUUCUCUUACUUGAAGGAAUGAUGAGAUUACCCUUGAAGGGGUUGAAUAUUGUGGUAGCUGUGGUUGUCUAUUGAACAUAGUUACAUGAUAAACAUCUUACAACAUGCCAACACAAGAAAUAGAUUUUCCUCGAUCAAACUGCCGAAAAUGAACUUGGAGUUUGGCCGUCGGAGUUUUUCGUUUUUAGGGGCUUCAAUUU